GGUGGCGCCUAAAGCACGCAUGCGCAGUAUGAGUCAUUGCAGAUUUGGAUGGCAUACAUUUGUCCUGCACGUUGACAUUGGCUCUGUACCUUCUUGUAUUGGACAGGAUGGGAUCUUCAAUGUCUUCACCUGCUGCUCCUACAGUUCGUGCAGAGGCAAUGAUGGUCGCCCCUCCACAAAGUUGUCCUAUGCACAAAGAGGAUCAGCCUGUUAAAGUCUCUCCGCCACCAGAAUGCCCCAUGCACCAAGCACAGCCUGUUGUCGUUUCUCCGCCAUCAGAGUGUCCGAUGCACAAAGCAGAAGGCGGUCCAGCUCACCAAGAUCGAGCCUAUGACUAUGUGGAGUGUCCCAUGAAAGCCGCAGCAGGCUUGAAUAGUGACAUCGACCCGACAAACAUGAUGCCUCCUCCUAACCAAACGCCCGCUGCGGACCAGCCGUUCGAGUUGUCCCUCUCUCGAGAGGAGUCCUCCAUUCCGCGCCAUGGCGCAGAGAAGAACUGGGUGUACCCGUCUGAGCAGAUGUUCUGGAAUGCCAUGCUGAGAAAGGGGUGGCGCUGGCGUGAUGAAGAUCUUGCCUCCGAGGACAUGAACCACAUCAUCAAGAUCCACAACAAAAACAACGAGCAGGCCUGGCAGGAGAUCUUGAAGUGGGAGGCCAUGCAUGCUGGAGAAUGUCCAUGUGGUCCAACCUUGAAGAGGUUUGGCGGUAAAGCCAAAGAAUACUCCCCUCGUGCUCGCUUACGCCACUGGAUGGGCUACGAGCUUCCCUUCGACCGCCACGACUGGAUCAUCGAUCGCUGCGGGACGGAGGUGCGCUACGUCAUCGACUACUACGACGGCGAGAUCAACAAAGACACAUACCAGUUCUCCAUCUUGGACGUGCGUCCAGCCUUUGACUCUUUAAAUGCCGUGUGGGACCGCAUGAAGGUGGCCUGGUGGCGCUGGACCUCCUGAACGCCGCCCAUCGGGCUUUUAUUGUUGUUGCUGCGUGUGAAACAUCACAGCUCGUAAGAAACGCAACCUCAACCAAUCACGUCUUUUGGACUCGUUUAAACCGCCUUGUUAUAUUUAUUGCAUCAAAUGUGGGCAGUCCUUUCUCUCCAAACAUUUCAGGUGCUGAUAUUCAAAAAGAAAAGCUUGUCUUCAAAGCAGGGUGCUGUUGAAUAAAGAACAAGAGCAUGAGGUA
Molecule: messenger RNA, 1185 nt
Organism: Nerophis ophidion (straightnose pipefish)
Lineage: Eukaryota; Metazoa; Chordata; Actinopteri; Syngnathiformes; Syngnathidae
Product: holocytochrome c-type synthase
Exons: 8
Coding region: 108-953 (281 amino acids)
Biological process (GO): cytochrome c-heme linkage
Cellular component (GO): mitochondrion
Molecular function (GO): holocytochrome-c synthase activity
Source: RefSeq, a predicted model, not a curated record